AUGCAGGAUCAAAAAGACCAAACCAUGAGUACUAAAACAAAAAAGCUUCUCUUGAUCAUAAACGCAGCUCUUCUCGUCAUAGGAACAUGCGGCGGCCCUUUAAUCACCCGCCUCUACUUCAUUCGCGGCGGCAAACGCGUGUGGCUCUCCUCCGGUCUCGAAACCGCCGGCUGGCCGAUCAUAUUCCUGCCCCUCUUCUUCAAUUUCAUCCGACGCCGUCUCGAUAAAACCUCCCCAAAACUCUUCCUCAUGACUCCUCGUAUCUUCCUCGCCGCCUCAGUAAUCGGAAUCCUAACCGGUGCCGACGACUAUCUAUACGCCUACGGUGUCGCGAAACUCCCUGUUUCAACCUCUGCCCUCAUCAUCGCUUCGCAGCUGGCAUUCACUGCCCUCUUCGCCUUUCUCCUCGUCCGACAGAAAUUCACUCCGUUUUCUGUAAACGCGAUUGUCUUGCUGACGUUAGGAGCAGGGGUGUUGGCGAUGCGAUCGGAAAGUGAUCGGCCAAAGGGAGAGACGAAAUGGGAGUAUUGUAUGGGAUUCAUUGUGACAGUGGCGGCGGCUGCUCUGUACGCAUUGAUAUUACCGUUGGUUGAAUUGACUUAUAAGAAGGCAAAGAUUGAAGUAACGUAUACAUUGGUAAUGGAGAUGCAGUUAGUUAUGUCGUUCUUUGCUACUGUUUUAUGUACAAUCGGCAUGAUCAUCAAUAAAGAUUUUCAGGCAAUUCCAAGGGAAGCAAAGGGAUAUGAAUUGGGAGAAGGAAUGUACUACGUUGUUUUAGUUUGUAACGGAAUUAUAUGGCAAUGUUUCUUCUUAGGGGUGAUAGGGGUGAUAUUUACGGGAUCAUCGUUGCUGUCGGCGGUGUUAAUAGCGGUUUUGUUGCCGGUGACGGAGGUGCUGGCGGUGGUGGUUUAUAAGGAGAAGUUUGAGGCGGAGAAAGGUGUUUCAUUAGUGUUGUCUCUAUGGGGAUUUGUUUCUUACUUUUAUGGAGAGACCAAAUACAAUAACAAUAAUAAUAAUAAUACUAAUAAGUCUAAUGAACCCAAUCCAAGUCCAGCCACCAGCUCCUCAUCAAAGCUAGAUCAUGUAAUUUAA
Molecule: messenger RNA, 1092 nt
Organism: Impatiens glandulifera
Lineage: Eukaryota; Viridiplantae; Streptophyta; Magnoliopsida; Ericales; Balsaminaceae
Product: purine permease 3-like
Exons: 2
Coding region: 1-1092 (363 amino acids)
Cellular component (GO): membrane
Molecular function (GO): purine nucleoside transmembrane transporter activity
Source: RefSeq, a predicted model, not a curated record